Messenger RNA from Phycomyces blakesleeanus NRRL 1555(-), 339 nucleotides. RefSeq lists its product as hypothetical. The transcript has 5 exons. Lineage: Eukaryota; Fungi; Mucoromycota; Mucoromycetes; Mucorales; Phycomycetaceae. The record is from RefSeq and is a predicted model, not a curated record. Bases 1 to 339 code for a protein of 112 amino acids.
AUGAUGACUGGUCUAACGAAACAAAUCGAAUCUGGUUCACUUUUUAGUUUGCUCUUGACAUAUAAGUUAUUCUUUAAAAAAAGAUACCAAGAAAUAAAGGUAAAGCCAGCUGUAUUAUCCUGUGAGUGUUCCAAUGAUAUGUCAUGCCAUCUUAUCACUAUUGCUAUUGCUAUUGCUAUUGCUAUUAAUAUUACUUGCUUAUUUAUUUUAUUCAAGUGUAAACGCAAAACGCAAAACGCAAAUGGAGAAUGCGGGUGUUCCGGUGCUUUGAUUGACAGUGAUUUUGAUCUUGAUGUUGACUUUGGAGUAAUUGAAAUCAAUGAAAAAUUAUUAAGUUGA